AUGAGAUCCCAAAUCUUGCGAUUCACUCUGCCUUCAGAGAAUACCAUCUCGGUUGGUACUUUUGACGAGUUGCGGGCGGCUGGCGCCCUGAGCCAGUACUUUGGCUCCUCCUUCUCGAUGCGCAAGGCAAUACCAAAGCCGAGACACGAGAUCACCUUGAUCAUUCACACGCCGGUGCUGGACGAUACGAUCCGCAAAUCGGUGUACAAGUCGAACGCGGACUGCUACAAGAUGCUGGGCUUCGUCGGCGGCGACUGGGGAUUCGCAACCAACACGACACUGGUUCAAGGCGAUACAACAGCCGGUGCGGCCUCAACAAGUUUGCCGCCAGAGGACCAGUUGCUCUCCGUCUUCGUGCUCGGGUGGGAGAGCAUCGAGUUACACGAGGAUGCUACCAAGACGGCGCUGUUCGCCGAGGAGCUCGGCAAACUCGGUCCACAUAUUGACGAAAGCAGUGGCGCGUGGUAUGUGACUCUUCGCAACCACAAAUCAUAA
Cordyceps fumosorosea ARSEF 2679 is the source of this 495-nucleotide messenger RNA. RefSeq lists its product as hypothetical. The transcript has 3 exons. The record is from RefSeq and is a predicted model, not a curated record. Bases 1 to 495 code for a protein of 164 amino acids. Lineage: Eukaryota; Fungi; Ascomycota; Sordariomycetes; Hypocreales; Cordycipitaceae.